CCCCCACCCCCUCCCCUCCUCCAGUCCUCAAGAACACCGAGCCGCUCAAGGGCACCCGCAUCGUCAUCGGCGUCCCCGGCAAGCUCGGCACAGACCUCACCGAGCAGGUCAUGCGCCUUGGCGCCAAAGUCUCCAACAACGUCACCAAGACAGUCACGCACCUCAUCGCAAACACGGCGGACAUCCAGUCGGGUUCGCCCAAGAUCACCGCAGCCAAGAAGAACAACGUCCACAUCCUCGAUGAGCGCUGGGUCGAGGCGUGUGAGGAGGAGGGUGACCUCGUCGAUGAGGCCAAGUAUGUCGCCCUGGCGGCAAGCGUCAACGGCGCUGCCAAUGGCACCGCCAACGGCCACAGCGGAGCCAACGGAGCGGCCAACGGGAAGAAGCGUGCCGCGGAGAGCGAUGACGAGGAGGACGUCAAGCCUGCUAAGCGUGGAAAGAAGGCCGCCCCCGCAUCAGCCAAACCCGCGCCUCCUAGCCCAUCUAAGGCUGCAGGCGCCAUCACCUCCACCAAGCUUCAGGACACGGCGGACAAGGUCGCUAGCAAGGGCGACCUCGACGGGCAAAAGGCCAAGAAGACCAAGGGUUUUAACGUCCCCGUUGACGAGUACUGCCACUUGGUCAACUACAAAGUCUACAUCGAUGAUGAUGGCAUGAUCUACGACGCCAACCUCAACCAGACAAAUGCUGGAAAUAACAACAACAAAUUCUACCGCGUGCAGAUCCUCUAUAAUGGCGGCAACUAUAGGACAUGGACGCGAUGGGGCCGUGUCGGAGAGGCGGGUCAAAACAAGCUUCUCGGCUGUGGCACCCUCCCGGAUGCCAUUGCCAACUUCAACCAAAAGUUCAAGGACAAGUCUGGCCUGAACUGGGCGCAGCGCAACGACCCACCGAAGCCCAAGAAGUACACGUUUAUCGAGAAGAGCUACGACGAUGACUCGGACAACGAAGGCGCGGACAAUGACGUCAAGGAGGAGGAGGAUGAGGAGGAGGAGUGGGUACCGCCAGAGUCCAAACUCGAGCAGCCAAUUCAGGACCUCAUGGCCCUCAUCUUCAACACCAAGUACAUGAACAACGCAAUGAGGGAUCUCAACUAUGACGCGCAGAAGAUGCCUCUGGGCAAGCUUUCAAAGAGUACCAUUCUGAAGGGCUUCCAGGCUCUCAAGGACCUCGCCUCGCUCUUUGACGACCACUCGCUGGCCCAGUCGGUUCACGGUCAGGCCUACCAGUCCGCUGUGGAGAUGCUUUCCAAUCGAUUCUACUCGUACAUUCCCCACGACUUUGGCCGCAACCGUCCGCCAAUCAUUGCCUCCGAGGCCUUGCUCAAGAGGGAGAUUGAGCUGCUCGAGUCGCUCGGCGACAUGAAGGAGGCGGCGGCGAUUAUGAAGGCCGAGCGCCCCAAGGACACCAUGCACGCUUACGACCGGCAGUUCAACUCGCUCGGCAUGGAGGAGAUGACCGUGUUGGACAAGGCCUCGAAGGAGUUCAAGGAGCUUGCCGCGUACCUCGUUGACUCGAAAGGAGCAACCCACCAUGUUAAUUAUCAGGUGGAGGAGAUCUUCCGCAUCGAGCGCGCAGGCGAGACAAAGCGCUUCGACGAGAGCAUCUACCCGACCAUCCCAUCGGAUCGCCGUCUGUUGUGGCACGGCUCGCGCGCGACCAACUUUGGCGGUAUCCUGUCGCAGGGUCUCCGCAUCGCUCCCCCCGAAGCACCAGUGUCCGGCUACAUGUUCGGCAAGGGCAUCUACCUCGCCGACAUGUCCUCCAAGUCAGUCAACUACUGCUGCUCCUACCUGUCGGAUAGCACUGCGCUUCUGCUUCUCUGCGAGGCCGAGCUCGGCGACCCGCUUCAGAAGCUCACCAACGCGUCGUACAACGCCGGCGACAGCGCCAAGGCUGGCGGCAUGUACUCGACCUGGGGCCAGGGCAGGGUCGGCCCGUCGAAGUGGAAGUGCGCGGGCGAGGCGCAUGAGUCGCUCAAGGGCAUCAAGAUGCCCGACGUAACAACCCCACCCGGCGACACCAACGUCGACGGCGCGUACCUCAUGUACAACGAGUACAUUACAUACGACGUCAACCAGGUAAAGCUGCGCUACCUGUUCCGUGUCAAGACGUAGUGUGCGUGAGGUUCUCGAUUCUUCUGCUUGGGUAUACCCCUUCGGCUUUGCUCUAUAUGUUUGUUGGGAAAAUGGAUAUCGAAGUGCUUGUGAUGUACAGAGCGUGGUCUUCG
Cutaneotrichosporon oleaginosum is the source of this 2230-nucleotide messenger RNA. RefSeq lists its product as uncharacterized. The record is from RefSeq and is a predicted model, not a curated record. NCBI's taxonomy places the organism in Eukaryota, Fungi, Basidiomycota, Tremellomycetes, Trichosporonales, Trichosporonaceae. Gene Ontology annotation, molecular function: NAD+ poly-ADP-ribosyltransferase activity; NAD+-protein mono-ADP-ribosyltransferase activity. Gene Ontology annotation, cellular component: nucleolus. Gene Ontology annotation, biological process: double-strand break repair; protein poly-ADP-ribosylation.